Molecule: messenger RNA, 2074 nt
Organism: Morus notabilis
Lineage: Eukaryota; Viridiplantae; Streptophyta; Magnoliopsida; Rosales; Moraceae
Product: nudix hydrolase 8
Exons: 9
Coding region: 672-1742 (356 amino acids)
Molecular function (GO): NADH pyrophosphatase activity; ADP-ribose diphosphatase activity; NAD binding
Source: RefSeq, a predicted model, not a curated record
UCGUUUUCUUCAUUUUAGCUAUGAACGAAAUCCGAAUGCAAAAUUCUCUCCUCAGAUUCCUACUUUCCUUGUCUUUUUCCCAACUCAACGACAACCUAAACUCUUUGUUCCUCAGAGUAAUAUACUCCUUGUUUCCAUGGCGUUUUUAUAAGCUUGUCAUUAGUUUACAACAUCUUCUUCUGUUAUAUCUAUUUACUUCACACUACUUUUCUCUUAUUAGCUGUUAAUGAAUUGAAAGAUUUUUUUUUUUCCUUCCUUCCUUGCUUGUCAUUAUCACAGUCACGGUAUAUACAUCAGACACCACAAGUAUUUAAACCAACAACAAACCCACUUACCUAAAAUAUUCGGAUAAGAUCUUCCCAAAAAACUAUUCCAUUUUGCUUUUUUGCCUUUGUCUCUACGUGAGUUUUGUGCUAAUACACUCAUUAGUAUGUGUCAUCAUGCAAAAUAUAUAGUACAUAAUCAUAUCUCAUAAAACGAUUACUCCCAUUUUUUCCUCUGUCGUUCUUGAGCCAGAAAUCUGGGAUUUUUUUUCUUGGUUGAUUUUCACAUUUCUGAGCUAGAAAAACGGUUUUUUGUUUUGUUUUGUUUUGUUUUGUUUUUUUUUUUUGUCCUUCGUCUUAGUAAUUGAUCAAGUAGUUUGAGGAAAACGGAUAGUAGUUUUGUUGUCAAUGGAGACCAAAUUGUUUAAUCAGAAAGCCGUGGUUUUCUCUGAGAUAGUUCCUCAAAUGGAAAGACUCUACGAGAAUCAGCUUGGUCUUAAUUUCUCUCAACGAUUCUGUUCUUGCAAAGGGAUUUCUCCGAAGGCCUCGUAUUCGAGCAUUUCGAACAAUAGUUAUCAGUCGAAAGAAGCGAGUAAAUUUGCAUCAGAAAGUUAUUUCCGCCGGAUUAACGGAACAAACGGCGGGAUCUCGAAUCUGUGGUCCAGAGAAAUCAUGGUGCUUGAUGCCAUUGAUGAUGAGUAUGGUGGGGUUGUUGUUGAUCCUGAGAAAUUGCCAUCUAAUCCGAAUUCGUUUGCGUUUAUUCUCCGUUCCUCUCUUUCUCAUUGGAAAAUGGAGGGAAAGCAAGGAGUUUGGCUAAAGUUGCCAGUAGAAAGAGCUGAUCUUGUUCCAAUUGCUGUAAAGGAGGGCUUUGAAUAUCACCAUGCUGAAAGAGGGUAUGUGAUGAUGACAUACUGGAUUCCUGAAGGUCCUUCCAUGCUUCCUGGUAAUGCUUCACACCAAGUUGGGGUCGGCGGAUUCGUCAUCAAUGAAAAAAAUGAGGUUCUUGUAGUACAAGAGAAACAUUGUGGUCCUGCAUUCAUUGAUCUUUGGAAAAUACCAACUGGAUUUAUUCUUGAGUCAGAGGAGAUCUUCACAGGAGUUGUGAGAGAAGUCAAGGAGGAAACUGGGAUUGAUACAGAAUUUAUAGAAGUCAUAGCAUUCAGGCAUGUUCACAAUGUGGCUUUUGAAAAAUCAGAUUUAUUCUUCAUUUGCAUGCUAAGACCACUUUCAACUCAGAUAAAAGUUGAUGAUCUUGAAAUUCAAGCAGCUAAGUGGAUGCCCUUAGUUGAGUUUGUGGAGCAACCCCUUAUACAAGAAGACUGCAUGUUCAAGAAAGUAAUCGACAUAUGCAUUGCCCGGCUAGGGAAGCGUUAUUGUGGCUUAUUUUCUCAUCAAUUGGUCUCAAAAUUUGAUGGCAAGCCUUCUACCUUGUACUACAAUGUUAUGGAGACACACAAUUCCAACUGUAUAGGCGAAUAAAGCUCUUUGCGAUUUCUCAAAAACCGAACAAAACGAUCUCUUGGCGAUCUUUAGCCUUCAUGCCAGAUGGAUUCCUUUUGCUCUUCCCUGUGUUCUUUGGUUGAGACCAAGUGCUGAUACAUUCUUCUUCAACACCAGCAGUAUUAUUCGUACCUUCUUAACAAAUACUUAACAUGUAAUUACAGUUAUUUCUCUGUUGUAUAUAGUCUUCUCCACCUUUUUAUGGCACAGAUGCGCUAUUUUUCUUUUGUACAUGUCUCUUCUCGUAUGUGUUUCUAAAUAGGAUCUUGUUGAACUUCCUUUAGAAUCACAAACUUGUGCUAUUUGACGUG